UGCCCAAACUGUCCAUAGAAUUCGAGCUUUCUAUAACUUGAUCACCAUAUCAACGGCUCCAAUCUUCCCAAAUCAGCUAUUUCUGGUUGCACUUCACUUUCCGACCCAACUCCUUGCACACUCCUCUCACUCUAAUGUCCUCAUUGGGUCAGGAUCCGAACCCGCACUGGAAUUCACUCAAACGAUACCCGAACAGACCCGAAGAAGUCCUGACCGCCGGGCUACCGUCCGAUCCACUGCUUAAAUCCGGCUCCUUCAUUGAGGCCACCGCCUCCGGACGUCAGGGGACUGCUGAGACCCCACGCAUGCGCCGAUCGUCAGACGGCGCGUCACCUUCCAUGGCCUCCGAGAAGUCUAACGGUGCGGAGACACCGCUUCCAGAGAACACGGCGUCUCCAGCGGGAGCCCAGCAGCGUCGUGUCGCUGCGGCCCCGCUGCCGGAUUGGUUGCCGCCUGGUUGGUUAGUCGAAGAUAGAGUUCGGAGCUCGGGUGCCUCAGCUGGAGUGAUAGAUAGGUAUUUUUUUGAGCCAGUUUCGGGCCGUCGAUUUCGGUCAAAAAAUGAGGUUCUAUACUUUCUAGAAACGGGAACCAAACGGAAAAAAGGAAAAUUAGGGGAGAACUCUGAUGCUGAUACCAUGGGCUCUGAAGGCCAGAAAGAAAAGAAGUCUGCCACGAAGGCAAAGAGUUCUGCGUUAAAAUUUGAUUAUUUGAAUGUGCCUGAGAAGGUCCAAUGGGUUCUCACAGAUUCCUCCCAGGGAUCCUGGGCUCCUUACAUUGGUGAGGAAAAGGUACCUGAAUCUACCAUGCAAGAAUGGGCUGCUGCAUUCACGGCUGCCACCUCCAAACACUACGGUAAGAGAAAGGUUUGAAGGUAGCAAAACUCCCCGCUGUUGCAUCAUUAAGAGUGUGAUCCUCCACUGACCAAUACAGGUCCCUUUUUGCUUUUCUUAGUUUUAGUUCUCUAGGUCUCUGUUAAUUUUUAGAGAAUUUUGAUUUUUAAGUCUUUCAAUUAAUUGCCAUUUGGCAUUUCUUGUAGAUAUGGUUGAUUGUUCGUACUUCUGAUAUUUGCCUCUUUUUUAUUUUAUUUUGUAAGUACUUUUGAUAUUUGGUUCUUAUCCGGUUUUCUUUGUCCCUUUCAUAACUAUGUAAAUUUGGGAUGAAUUCCUGUUCAGCUCAGUUACGUUAACGUUGUAGGAACUCAAGAUGAAAUGGUUGGUACGUUGGUCGUAUGAAUAUGAUGCAUAAUAUGUAACCAGAAUUGUCUCAUGCUCGCAUGUGGCCGAGACCUGGAGUCAGUUGUGUUUGAUCAUGCUUUGUAUAGAUUGUUGAUCUUUACAGUUUGUUUUGAAGUUUUA
Juglans regia (Persian walnut) is the source of this 1355-nucleotide messenger RNA. RefSeq names its product methyl-CpG-binding domain-containing protein 5-like. The record is from RefSeq and is a predicted model, not a curated record. The coding region runs from base 135 to 869 and encodes 244 amino acids. NCBI's taxonomy places the organism in Eukaryota, Viridiplantae, Streptophyta, Magnoliopsida, Fagales, Juglandaceae. The transcript has 3 exons. Gene Ontology annotation, molecular function: DNA binding.